This is a messenger RNA of Chinchilla lanigera (long-tailed chinchilla), 1081 nucleotides long. It is a transcript of the gene Tnfaip6, whose product is annotated as tumor necrosis factor, alpha-induced protein 6. Gene Ontology annotation, biological process: cell adhesion; negative regulation of inflammatory response. NCBI's taxonomy places the organism in Eukaryota, Metazoa, Chordata, Mammalia, Rodentia, Chinchillidae. The record is from RefSeq and is a predicted model, not a curated record. Gene Ontology annotation, molecular function: hyaluronic acid binding.
UUAAGCGAGAUGUGGAAACCAGCUGUGCCGGCCGCGUCCCCGCCGCCGCCGAGGAUCUGUCUGCGCCGCCUCUGACAGCCGCUAGCCCUCCGCAGCUGAAGACAUGAUCGUCCUGAGCUUCGCGCUUCUCUUGCUGUGGGAGCGGGCGCAGGGCUGGGGCUUCAAGGACGGGAUCUUCCACAACUCCAUCUGGCUGGAACAAGCAGCUGGCGUGUACCACAGAGAAGCCCGGUCCGGCAGGUACAGGCUCACCUACGCAGAAGCUAAGGCGGUGUGUGAGUUCGAAGGCGGCCGCCUGGCCACCUACAAGCAGCUAGAAGCAGCCAGGAAGAUUGGGUUUCACGUCUGUGCUGCAGGGUGGAUGGCCAAGGGCAGAGUUGGGUACCCCAUUGUGAAGCCAGGGCCCAACUGUGGAUUCGGGAAAACUGGGAUCAUCGAUUACGGAGUCCGGCUCAACAGGAGCGAGAGAUGGGACGCCUACUGCUACAACCCGCACGCAAAGGAGUGUGGUGGUGUCUUCACAGAUCCAAAGCGGGUUUUCAAAUCUCCAGGCUUCCCAAAUGAGUACGAGGACAACCAGAUCUGCUAUUGGCACAUCAGACUCAAGUACGGUCAGCGCAUUCACCUGAGUUUCUUGGACUUUGACCUUGAAGAUGACCCGGGUUGCCUGGCCGACUACGUUGAAGUGUAUGACAGUUACGAUGACGUCCACGGGUUUGUUGGAAGGAAACGUCAUGACCCUCAAGUUUCUGAGUGACGCUUCCGUGACGGCAGGGGGUUUCCAAAUCAAGUACGUCGCCGUGGAUCCGGGGUCCAGAUCCAGUCAAGGAAAAAAUACCAGUACCACAUCUACUGGUAGUAAAAACUUUUUAGCUGGAAGAUUUAGCCAUUUAUAAAUCAAACAAAAGAUGUUCCAAAUACGCAGUGUUUAUGUUUGCAUCUCACUUUUGUAUUAUUAUUGUUAACAUUUAUUUAUUAUUUUCUAAAUGUGAAAGUAAUACCUAAUUUGGUGAGAAAUGGAAAGACAUAGAAAAAUUCAAGUGCAAAAAUAAAAUCUCCUAAUCCCACCAUACAGAAAUAA